Messenger RNA from Helobdella robusta, 1140 nucleotides. RefSeq lists its product as hypothetical. NCBI's taxonomy places the organism in Eukaryota, Metazoa, Annelida, Clitellata, Rhynchobdellida, Glossiphoniidae. The record is from RefSeq and is a predicted model, not a curated record. The transcript is spliced from 12 exons. The coding region runs from base 1 to 1140 and encodes 379 amino acids. Gene Ontology annotation, biological process: biosynthetic process. Gene Ontology annotation, molecular function: L-kynurenine:2-oxoglutarate transaminase activity; pyridoxal phosphate binding.
AUGCAGAAGCACUUACACAGGCCUCCACUAUCAAAAACUAAUGAACUAGAUUUGUGCAUCACUUCUGGCUCUCUGGAUGGAUUAACAAAAAGUUUUGAGAUGUUGGUUAGUGCUGGUGACCAGGUGCUCAUUGAGCAACCUUUGUGUUCUCAUGUCAUAUCAGCUUUAAAGCCUUUAGAAUGUACAAUAGUGCCUCUUGAAACUGAUAGUCAUGGAAUCACGCCAUCAUCACUUGCUCAAAUUAGUAAAUGUGGAAAUAACAAUAACUCAAUGAAGUUUCUGUACACAUCACCAAAUGGAAGCAUUCCAGCUGGCAUUACAACAACAUUGGAGAGAAAAGAGAUGGUCUACAAGUUUGCCCAGGAAAAUGAUCUUCUGAUCUUAGAAAAUGAUCCGUACAGUUUCCUACAAUAUACAAAGGAGCCAGAACCGAGUUAUUUAUCAAUGGACGUUGAUGGAAGGGUUCUGAGGUUUGAUUCGCUCUCUGCAGUCAUCUCACCUGGUCUUCAGAUUGGGUAUGUCACAGGCGCUAAAGCAUUGAUUGAACGAAUCGUCCUGCACGUUAUGGUCUCAUCCAUGCACGUUUCUACACUUUCACAAGUUAUGACACUUGAACUGCUCAAAGAAUUAGGUUAUGAUGGAUUCAAAGAUUAUACUAAUAGUGUGGCAGAAUUCUUUAAGGAUAAGCUGAAAGUUGUUUUAAGGGCAGCGGAUAAAUAUCUCAAAGAUUCUAUUGAAUGGACGGUGCCUCAGGGUGGUGUCUGUCUGUGGAUGAAACUAAAGAAUGGAUACCAAUAUGUUGGCGAAUUCGAAGAAACUACCGGCUCUAGUCAUAUUAUUUUCGCAAGUGGUAAACAUUUUUUUGUGGACCCACCUAACCAUGCCACCGACUACAUUGUAGCUUUUUUCUACUAUUGUUUUGAAGAUAGUGAUGAUUCAAUAGAUUAUAAACACGUUUGGGUUUGUUGCAUGGAUAUAUCGGUAAUCUCGGAGACGGCAAAGUGGUUUUUCCAGAAAUAUUUAUUUAUAGUCAACAGUUUAAAGAGACUCAUAAGUUCCACCCACGAUGCAACUAAUAAUCUAAAUACAGCCUGUAUGUUCGUUGCACUUGUUCCUAAGAUCCUAAAUUCUAUUGCUUGA